AUGCGUCAGUGCGUCAUGCGCGCAAACGCCAAGAACCACGAAUUCGGACAUCAGACACUACUCUACUUCUGGUCUCGACCACCAGAUUUAUACAGCCAAGAGUUACGUUUACUUAUGUCGAGCGAAGUCAAACUGUCAUCGAAACAAGCGGCGGCCUUGUUCCACUUCCUAUGUCAAGAGGAAGCCUUCCUGGAGUUCUCGAGCCUCAAAAUUCCUGGUCGCAUCGCUGCACUGGGCCCUCCCUUCCUACCAAACGCCAAGUUCCCCAACUGCGAUGCGUCACCUUUGCUGGAAAAAUGUAUACGGCAUUUUGUUCUGACAGAUACAUUGCCGGGCUUCUGUAAAGUCCAAGACGACUCCAACUUCUGGGGUGGCCAAGUGCAAGGCAUCCUCGAGCGUAUGGCUGAGUCAAGUCUGUCAGAUUCUUAUGAUAAGGGCAAAGUCUCCAAACGCAAAACUUUGGGUAUGGCCGUGAGUGUCUUCCUUUCAAAUAUUGCCCGUGGUUUAUACGGCAAAGUGCCGACAAAUGCAGAAAUGGCCGUUGCACAGGCCGAACAGGGUAGACCUCCAACGGACCCAUCUUCCCAGGGCAAAAGUUUUGAUGCGGAAUCGCUGACAGAGGCGUGGCAAGCCUGGAAGCGGGAUAUGGUACACGAGGAUCACUUGGAAUCGCUUCUCGUAUUGAUACGUGAAGCGCGACCCUGUGAGCAAUGGCCAAUACAACACUACCCUGCUGCGCUGUACGUGAAACUUACUAUUGCCUCACUGCUGCACUACAUCUUCGUUGCGUCACCUGAUGGCUCUGAGAUUCUAUCCAUCGUUAGCAGAUUACACGCAAAACUUCCCUAUUGGAGUAUACGCCAAGCUUUGAAGAUGCCAUACGCAACCGCGAUGAUACAAGGCCUUUCCAAGGUUUUCUUGGCAAAAUCCAUGUUUGGCGGCUCAAACUUGAUGCAGACUCUCAUCUCUUAUAUUCUCGGCGGUGACCAAACCCGGCUCGAAAAGGCAAUUGCUCAAAUCGAAAAGUCUGGUAUCCAUGCAGAAUACAAGGCACAGAUAUUGAAGUUUGUUCACGAAACAGGCCGGGAGACGCAAGCCUCCAUGAGAGAUGAGAGUGUGGCAACGGGGAAAUCAAUUGUGGCCAUCAUUGUUAAGACUAUCAAUAUGCCCUUUGAAGAGCAUGAGGUACUACUCAAAUACCUCGAAUUACAGCUUGCUCGGAGAGAUCGUGUUGAACUCAUACAAAUCCUGACUGGGGACGAAACGUUGACUUCGCUAGUGCGCCAAUUUUUGGACAUAUUCUUUGGCAUCAUCAGCGACCUCCACAAGGCAGUGGAUCUCCCCACUGGUUUGGGUGCAGCGCAGACAUUCAUUGGUGCGCUUAUCACAUGUUCUGAAAAGCAGGGCGCAACAAUUUUCGACUUUGUUGACUUGGUAGACCGCUUCGAAUGCGAGUUUCUGCGAUUUGGUACACAGAUUCUGAACAACUCCGAAAGCUUGACGAUCGGAUAUACAAAGUGGUAUGAUCAUUGCUUGAGUGCUUAUCGUGGUGAGCCGGUGCUUGACCUUCAAUCAGCGGUCGCCAAAAUGACUGAAGUGGAGCAAAAGCAAAUCAUCGCUCAGCUGGAUGCAUAUCAACAGUAUCUCAGUGACAAGCAGGCUGUGUCGCAGCGCAACCUCUCUUCUAUGCUUAAAUAUCGUGAGAAGAAGUCGGCUGUAAAGCCAUGCAGUUUAGGCUUCGGUGUCUGGCUUGGCAUUCUUCGAGAUGUGCAACAGGACGCGAAGGUCACUCCGAAGCAGCCUCAGGGGUCAUUUGACAAGUCUGUGCGGCCAGACAUGCAGACGUCCAAGAAUACAAUACUGCCCGUCUUUGCUUUGGGCCUCGGUGCGAAUAAAUGA
Protomyces lactucae-debilis is the source of this 1899-nucleotide messenger RNA. RefSeq lists its product as uncharacterized. The transcript has a single exon. The coding region runs from base 1 to 1899 and encodes 632 amino acids. Lineage: Eukaryota; Fungi; Ascomycota; Taphrinomycetes; Taphrinales; Protomycetaceae. Gene Ontology annotation, molecular function: phosphatidylinositol binding. The record is from RefSeq and is a predicted model, not a curated record.